UCUUUACGCCCACAACAAAGAUGGCCGACACAAGGGGCUUUCGGAGAGAAGGCGAAACCGGCAGGGCUGGUGCUGCCCACCACAAAUGUGGCCGCCGUCUGGGCCGGGGGUGGAGGUCGAGCGCCCUGAUUGGUGGGACGGGAAGGGGACAGCUCUGUGAUUGGCUGGAUCCAGCCCCUCCCUCUAUUUAUGGGGCCGGCUUGCGCCUGCUGGAAGCACUUCCUGGAGAGAGGCAGGGAGGCAGGGUCUGGUGGCAGGGGGCACAGAGGGAAGGAGGAAGGGCCAGGGCCAGGGCCAGGGCCAGCACCUGCUGCCGGGGGCAGGGGGAUGGUGGCAGGUGGCAGCCUUGCGGUGGGGCCCAUUUCCCAGCCCCCUUGCCCUGUAGUGCGGGGCCAGGCUGCUUCCUGCCUGCGUCCCUAGCUGGGGGGGGGGUCCGAGCAGGGUCUGGAUCGGUUGCAACCCCCCCAUUUCCCCAGGCCCAAUUUCUGGGCGGGAGUGGAAAGAAACUUUCAAAGUGUCUGAAAAUCCCAGCGACUCCUGGCUUCCUCCUGCCUAGCCGGGGCCCCCCCACCCCCAGGUGCACGCAGACAUUGGGGAGGGGGGAGAGGGCUGGACCCAACUCAGCUCCCCCCUCCCCGGUUGGCCCCUGGGGAGGGGAAAGGCUAAAGCCGGCUUCUGGAUCCCUGCGGGCCCUUCCCCCUGCUGAGCCGCUUAGUCAGGCUGGCUCUCAUUCCUUGGCUGCUUGAGAUUCCCCAAGAUUCCUGCCCCGGGGCGCUCCCCUUGUAGAUGGGGCGUCACAGGGUGUGAAGAUCCCGCCGCAGUCCAGGCAAGCCAGAGGCAGCAGAGCAGACUGGGGUUUGGGUCUGGAAAUUUCUCCUAGUGGGUUAGUUGUUCCCUGGCCCGGUGCCAGUCCACCCCACCCAGGAGCAGGCCAUGUCCUAGUGGCUGUUUGGUCUGGGUUUGGGCGGGGCAAGGUGGGGUGGGGACCUAGGGGAGAGUUGAUGGUGCUGGAAGGACCCACCUGAGGUGCAGCUUAGGCCGGGUGGGCCACGGCACCGCCGGGAAGAUGAACCUCUCCCUGGGCCCGUACGGCAAGGGCGCGGAGACACUGCUGCACGGGGAGUUUGGAGCUUACCCCUCCAAGGGCUCCCGCUACGCCCUCAGCCUGACCCAGAUGGCGCUGCAUAUCCAGCGGCUGGUGCCCAAGCCGGAGACAGACCAGCGCACCGUGGUGCCCUUGGCCGAGGUGGUGGGCUGCCACACGCUGCGCAGUCGGGCGCCGACCGACCAGGCGGCGUACUUCUCGGUCUACGCCUACCCGCUGAAGAAGAGGAAGGUGGCCGUGGGGUUGGGGCGUGGGCGGCAGAGGGCGGCACGGACCUUCCAAGUGGACGGGGCUGACGACUACGAGAAGAACCAAGCGGUGGCGGAGAAAUGGGCGGCUGCUAUCAAGUGCCUGGUGGUGGGCAUCCCUGUCUCCAGCGAAACAGAUAUCGCUCCCAGCCUACUGCCGCGCCCGCGCCGGCUGCUCCUGCUGCUGAACCCAUUUGGGGGCAGGGGCCUGGCCCUCCAGUGGUGCCAGACCCACGUGCUGCCCAUGAUCACAGAAGCAGAUAUCAGCUUCAACUUGAUCCAGACAGAGAGGCCUAACCACGCCCGGGAGCUGGUGAAGGGCAUCAACCUGGCAGAAUGGGAUGGGAUCGUCGCCAUCUCGGGGGAUGGGCUCCUAUAUGAGGUUCUCAACGGGCUGAUGGAGCGCCACGACUGGGAGGAGGCAAUCAAGAUGCCGGUUGGGAUUUUACCGAGUGGUUCAGGGAACGCCUUAGCCGGAGCCAUCAACUGUAACGCCGGGCUGGAGCAGGUGCUGGGCCUGGAGCUGCUGCUGAACUGCGCCCUGCUGCUGUGCCAUGCGGCUGUGGCCCCGCUGGAUCUGGUGGCCAUCACUACGGCCUCAGGCGCCCGCUGCUUCUCCUGCCUCAGCGUGGCCUGGGGCUUCGUCUCGGAUGUGGACAUCGAGAGUGAGAAGUACCGGCACAUGGGCUCCGCCCGCUUCACGCUGGGCACCCUGGUGCGCCUGGCCUCCAUGCACACCUACCGCGGGCGCCUCUCCUACCUGCCCGCCACCGAUGCCACCGCCCACCGGCCCAUCUCCCGCAGCAUCACUGUGGCCCCCAACGGCCGCCUGCCCCUGCAGCGCCUGCCCCUGCAUCGCGCCCUGUCUGACAUGGGGCUGUGUGAGGAGCGCCAUGCCUUCCGGGAGGCCGAGCCAUCCCCCGUGCCCUGCCCCUCGCCCGGCUCCCCGCCCCCAUCCUCUGCCUCUGUCCUGCCCCCGCCCAGCUUCUCCUUCGAGCCCGGGCCGGGGGAGCUGCUGGCUGGCAGGGCAGGCGAGGCCCAGGUGGGCGGCCCCCUGGAUGAGCUGCUGGUGCCGCUGGGGCAGCCGGUGCCUAGCUCCUGGAUGACAGUGGAGGAUGACUUUGUGCUGGUGCUGGCAAUCUACCAGAGCCACCUGGGGGCUGACCUCUUCACCGCCCCCUUCGCCCGCUUCGAUGAUGGGCUCAUCCACCUCUGCUUCAUCAAAGCUGGCAUCUCCCGCGCAGCCCUGAUCCGCCUCUUCCUGGCCAUGGAGAAGGGCAGCCACUUUGAGCAGGAGUGUCCUCACCUUGUCCACGUGCCCGUCCGGGCCUUCCGCCUGGAGCCCCUCACCCGCAAGGGCAUCCUGACCGUGGAUGGCGAGCGGGUGGAGUAUGGCCCCAUUCAGGGCCAGGUGCACCAGGGCCUCGCCAGACUCAUCACCGGCAUCAACCGCCUCAAGAUCGCCAGCGGCUAAUGCCUCCGGCUGGGCGUGGAAAGAGGGGCCCCAGCCCCCUCUCUGGCCGGCUUGUUUCAGGAGGUAGCAGGAAAUGGCUGGCUGGGGGUGUGCUGCCCUCCCUACUGGGGGCAGGGGCCGCAGCGGGGACCAAGCUGUGUUGCCCCUGCCCGGCUCCUGUCUAAAGCUGCCUAUUUAUUCCUUUGAUCCUGGCAUCACCCACUGAAUGAAUGUAAUGCAGGGGCAUGACCCUCCCCCCCCCCAUGGCAGGGGCGGGGGUGUUUCCCACCCUGUGGGGGUCCUUGGAGAGAAAGGAAUGGGGCUGGGGAUGGGAGGUGCUGAGCGUGGUCUUUUUUCACUCCCAUCCCACAGCCAGGGGGCGCUAGGGAGUCAGAAUCGGGGCGCAUUCCCACUGCCUGCCACUGGGGGGAGGCGGUGCCUGCAGGGGAGAGCCAGGGGCCUGGUGCUUCUAGCCACCAGGGGGGAGUGGGAUGGGCUGGCAGGCAUCUGAGCGUGUGCAGUGCCCCAUGUCUCCCUCUAGGGGCUGGAGGUGGGGCUGCAGGCAAGACACACCCAUUACAGCCAGGGCGGGGGGGUGGGGAGUGGCUUUGCAGACCAGUUGCUGCAAAACCAGGAUAGAACCCAGGAGUUCCGGCUCCCAGCCGCUCCCCCCCAGCUCUGACCACUAGACCCCACUCCCCUACCUGAGCACUAGUUAAAACUUUGGGAUGGAAGUGGGGGUCUACUGGGUUAUUGUGGGGGGGGGGGGAAGCCAAGACUCCUGGGUUCUUUCCCUGAUGCUGGGAGGGGAGUGAAGUCUAGGGGGUGAGGGCAGCGGUGGGCCAGGCCCAGACACAGCCUGGAGAUUUCUUUGCACUAAAACCUCUGUGUCCUGCGAGGGAGCCCAAUGUCUGUCUGUCCUGUGUCCCUCUAACAGCCCCUCUCCCCCCCCACAUAACUUUGAUGUGAGCAGGAAACUAGAAUGAGUUGAAAGUGAUCAGAUUCCUGAGCCCAUCUACCCUGGUAUCCCCCCUGCCCUGUCCCUCCUGGGCCAGCUCAGGCCCAUCUUCCCAAGUAUCUGACCCUUUGUUUAUCUGCCCCAUGCCCAUGGGGCCCAUCUACCCCAGUAUUUGACCUUUUCCCGAUCAGCUCUAUUAACUCAUUUACCCUGCUGUCCAGUGAUGCAGUGGUGUGUGUGUGUGUGUGGGGGAGGGGGGCCGCUCUGACUCCCCCCCCCGUGCCUUGCUAAGGGGGGGGGGCAGCUGGUGUCAGGCCCUCUGUUAAUCCCGUGUGUGCCACGGCUGCCCUCGCUGUUCCCACGUCUCGUCCCUGUGUUGAAGUGAUUUAGACCUAUGCAAUAAAGCAAGAGCAUGAGGCC
This is a messenger RNA of Dermochelys coriacea (leatherback sea turtle), 4184 nucleotides long. RefSeq names its product sphingosine kinase 2 (gene SPHK2). Gene Ontology annotation, cellular component: intracellular membrane-bounded organelle; membrane; cytoplasm. Lineage: Eukaryota; Metazoa; Chordata; Testudines; Dermochelyidae. The transcript has 5 exons. Bases 1067 to 2827 code for a protein of 586 amino acids. Gene Ontology annotation, biological process: sphingosine biosynthetic process; sphinganine-1-phosphate biosynthetic process; positive regulation of apoptotic process. The record is from RefSeq and is a predicted model, not a curated record.